Messenger RNA from Corticium candelabrum, 538 nucleotides. Its product is annotated as RAC-beta serine/threonine-protein kinase B-like. The transcript is spliced from 3 exons. The record is from RefSeq and is a predicted model, not a curated record. Gene Ontology annotation, cellular component: nucleus; cytoplasm. Gene Ontology annotation, molecular function: ATP binding; protein serine/threonine kinase activity. Gene Ontology annotation, biological process: protein phosphorylation. Bases 120 to 416 code for a protein of 98 amino acids. NCBI's taxonomy places the organism in Eukaryota, Metazoa, Porifera, Homoscleromorpha, Homosclerophorida, Plakinidae.
GUGUGUGUGUGUGUGUGUGUGUGUGUGUGUGUGUUGGUGUGUAUACGUGUGUGUUAACUUUAGUUAUUUUUACUCGAUUCACACCUAUUGCUCAUUGUGUGUUGUUCUAUUGUACUCUAAUGUCACUCAAAUUUUUUUGUAGACUUGGUGGAGGUGACCGUGGUGCAUCUGAGAUUAUGGAUCAUGCCUUCUAUAGCAGCAUCAACUGGCAAGACAUUUACGAUCGCAAGGUUCCUCCUCCGUUUAUACCGAACGUGUCUGAGCAAGAAAUCGGUGACAAAUACAUUCCGGCCGAGUUCAAGUCGGAUACAGUAGCAAAUACACCAUCAGACCGUGCAGGUGCUCUGCAUGAUGAGGAAGGAGAGCCAUUUGAGCAGUUUACGUUUGUGGGUGACAAAGGCAAUCUGCACACAUGAUUUCGUUUGUAGGAUUUUUGUGUGAUAUCGUACAUUUCAAGUUGAUCGUGAUUGGAUAGGAGGAAUGAACUGUUCUAGGCUCAUGUUUUUAUUAUUCUUGUAUUGUCGUCUAUUAGCAGUGU